Molecule: messenger RNA, 1121 nt
Organism: Vigna unguiculata (cowpea)
Lineage: Eukaryota; Viridiplantae; Streptophyta; Magnoliopsida; Fabales; Fabaceae
Source: RefSeq, a predicted model, not a curated record
AUGUUUAAACCAGCAAAAAAAUAUAUUACAAAAUUUUAUUUACAACACUCUUCAGACCUAAAACGUGUUUUUCUGCUACCGUGCCUAACUUUUUCUCUUGACCUCUAUAUAAUACACCAAGAACCAGUUCUUUCUUAACACUGUCCAACAAGCUCUACACUCUUCUUCCCACAUUUCUGGUCCCUGCUCCAGAAAUGGCUUCCAAUUCCAUUUUUCUUCUAGCCAUUUUUCUAGUGGUUACCUCAAAGGUUUUUUCUCAUGAAGAAGAUCUUAAGACAGUGGUGAACUAUGUAAGUUCUAAAGUUUCUGCACCUUCACCUGCACCACCACUGAAGGCACCAACUCCUUCCCCUCCAGGGCCAGUGACCACACCAAGUCCAACCACACCCCCUGCUAAGGUACCCCCUCCUCAGUCCCCAACAGUGAAGCCACCAGCUCCAGCACCACCACAAGUGAAGCCACCAGCUCCAACACCACCACAAGUGAAGCCACCAACACCAGCACCACCACAAGUGAAGCCACCAACACCAGCACCACCACAAGUGAAGCCACCAACACCAGCACCCCCAGUGGUUUACCCUCCUCCUCCUCCAUCUCCAAUAGUGAAGUCAAUUAAGGAUUGUCUUCCACUGUGUGAUGGUAGGUGCCAAUUGCACUCAAGGAAGAAAUUUUGUUUGAGGGCAUGCGUGACCUGUUGCUACCGUUGCAGAUGUGUUCCUCCUGGAACUUAUGGCAACAGAGAAAAGUGUGGCAAAUGCUACACUGAUAUGUUGACUCAUGGCAACAAAUACAAGUGCCCGUAGAAUCCUCCACCUAUUAUUUAGUAGCACCUAAGUUUUUCUUUUUCUUUCAAGUUAUCAAGUUUGAAUGCAUGGAUGAGUAUGUGGUUUGAUCAAGUUGCUGGUGUACUUAAUAACCAUCAUAAAUUAUACAAGUGUUGAUCCAUUGGUUCAGCACUAUUUUGUGCUGUCUAUAGGAUCAGUGUGGUCCAUGAAAUAUCAUAUGAUUAAUAUGAGGAAGUAUUUUGGUGUACUCAUUUGAGAAUUAUAAUUUCUUGCGGUGAUAUCUUUAAUGCAGAUUUGAGAACUGCAUAAUUAAUUUGAAGGUGACCCUUUUGAAGA